UCCUUGAUAAAUCAUCUCCAUUUUGACGUUGAACCACUUGACAAUGCCAAGGACUUCAGUGGUAAGGACUUCCUUAUCCUUAUAAUCAAUGAGUGGCUGAGGAAUUAAACUUAUUCUGCUUUCCCCUGGUUAAGAAUAACAAAUAUUUGUUCACUUAAAAUGAUGGGUAGGAGUUGCACAGAGGCUGGUGAUAGAUAGCUUUAAGAUUAAUGUAAGGAAAUACAUCUAAGUAUUUGAGCUAUCAAAAAGUAAAAUGGGCUGCUUUGGGAAUUAAUGUGUUCCCCCUUGGAAUUUCUUGCAGCCAAAGCUGAAAGACCACCUGUUGGGGAUCCAAUAGAGGAGAUUCUUGGUCAGGUAUAUUCUGAGGUCCAUCAAAUUCUAAAGUUCUCUCAUUCUGGGAUUGUGGGAAUCCAGAGGAUAAAGAGCAUCAUACUUCUGAUGACUCCGCUGGGGGGUCCCUGGACAUGUGCUGUAGUGAGUGGCUUUCUGGUCUCCCCCAGCCCAUAGCAAUGGAGGCUAUCGAUGAGAGUGAGGGGCACCCAGACCAGCAGGGGGAAACAGCAGCACCCCCACAGUCCUCGGAGAGAGAAACAGAGCCUGCCCAGUGUCCCUGGGGCCAACCUCUGACUGGGGGUGGCAGUAUGUGCUUGUUUGCCAUCUCCCAAUUCUUGCUCGCCUUAGGAGUGCUCUGGCUCAGUGGGUAUGGCUCUAUCGCUCUGCAAGGGGUCAUGGAUAUGGGCUCCUCCUUGCUCACACCGUUGGGACAACUGUUCAUCGUUCCAGAGGUCUGCCUAAGGAUGGGAAGCAUGGAAACAUCUGGAUUUCUGGUGGGCUUCCUGGCUUUUGGCCUAGGCCUGGCUAUGAUCUUGGUUUGGCAUCUCCUGGGAACGUCCCCAGAGCUUCCCUCGAAGCAAUCUGAGGACAGGCGCCAGUCUGUGAGCCGCCAGCCAUCUUUCACCUACUCAGAGUGGAUGGAGGAAAAAACUGAGGAUGACUUCCUGGAUCUGGACCCUGUCCCUGAGACACCAGUGUUCGACUGCACAAUGGACAUCAAACCAGAGGCUGACCCCACCUCGUUGACAGUCAAAUCCAUGGGCCUACAAGAGAGGAGGGGCUCAAAUGUGUCCCUGACCCUGGACAUGUGCACUCCAGGCUGCUCUGAGGAGGGCUUUGGCUACAUCAUGUCUCCACGUGAGGAGUCAGCCCGUGAAUACCUGCUCAGUGCCUCCCGGAUCCUCCGAGCUGAGGAGCUCCAUGAGAAGGCAUUAGACCCAUUUCUGCUGCAGGCGGAGUUCUUUGAAAUACCCAUGAACUUUGUGGAUCCAAAAGAGUAUGACAUUCCUGGCCUGGUGAGGAAGAAUCGCUACAAAACCAUCCUCCCCAACCCCCACAGCAGGGUAUGCCUUACCUCACCACACCAAGAUGACCCCUUGAACUCAUACAUCAAUGCCAACUAUAUAAGGGGCUAUGGAGGGGAGGAGAAGGUGUACAUCGCCACUCAGGGACCUAUCGUCAACACCGUGAGUGACUUCUGGCGGAUGGUAUGGCAGGAGCAUGCCCCCAUUAUUGUGAUGAUCACCAACAUUGAAGAAAUGAAUGAGAAAUGCACAGAGUACUGGCCAGAAGAGCAGGUUGUGUAUGACGGGGUCGAGAUCACCGUCAAGCAGGUCAUUCAGGCUGAUGACUACCGGCUUCGUCUUAUUACCCUGAGGAGUGGGGCUGAGGAGCGUGGCCUAAAGCAUUACUGGUUCACUUCGUGGCCAGACCAGAAGACCCCUGAUCGGGCACCACCGCUGUUGCAGCUGGUCCUGGAGGUGGAGGAAGCAGCUGGCUGGGAGGGGCAGAGCUUUGCUCCAAUCAUCGUUCACUGCAGUGCUGGGAUCGGGAGGACUGGCUGCUUCAUUGCCACUAGCAUCUGCUGCAAGCAGCUGCAAAGAGAAGGUGUGGUGGACAUCCUGAAGACAACCUGUCAGCUCCGACAAGACAGGGGCGGGAUGAUCCAGACCUGUGAGCAGUACCAGUUUGUGCACCACGUCAUGAGCCUGUAUGAGAAGCAGCUUUCUUCCCAAGCCAAGGAGUAACCACUCCU
This is a messenger RNA of Vombatus ursinus (common wombat), 2089 nucleotides long. Its product is annotated as tyrosine-protein phosphatase non-receptor type 5. Bases 465 to 2081 code for a protein of 538 amino acids. The record is from RefSeq and is a predicted model, not a curated record. Gene Ontology annotation, biological process: protein dephosphorylation. NCBI's taxonomy places the organism in Eukaryota, Metazoa, Chordata, Mammalia, Diprotodontia, Vombatidae. The transcript is spliced from 14 exons. Gene Ontology annotation, molecular function: protein tyrosine phosphatase activity.